This is a messenger RNA of Adineta ricciae, 360 nucleotides long. The record is from the annotation of a GenBank genome assembly. NCBI's taxonomy places the organism in Eukaryota, Metazoa, Rotifera, Eurotatoria, Adinetida, Adinetidae.
AUGCUCGCUGAUUUUAUAUGGCGUGAUACUACCCGGACUAAUCUUUNUUACCCAAGUGCAAAAAGGUUUUUGACAUUAAGUAAUAGAUUACGUGAAGAAAUCUAUAAUGAUACUCGUAAAAUUGUGAAAACGAUUGGAAUUCAUGAAGAACAAUCAUCUUCAUCAUCUACAACAACAACUACAAAGACUGUGGAAAAUGGAAGAAAGAAAAAGAAGAAAGAUUUUAUUCCACCUGGUAAUGUUAUGGAAGAAUUUGCAGGAAAUAUCGAUGAAGACGAUGAUGAUGAUUGUGAUGAAGUCGAUCGAUAUAUUAACACCAAACUUCCAUUUUCGAAAGAUGGAUCAUUAUUGGGAUGUUGA